UUUUUAUUUUUUGUGGGAACAUUGAAGAGGGUAAGAAGUCUUUCUAAAAAAAAUCUUUGUCAGAAGAGCAGUACGACCAGGUUGACUAAGGUGAGUGUGGUGACCCAUAAGCCUCUUGAUAUAUAUUUCUGGUUUUGAUAAACAUUUAUGUGUUGUUUCCCAUUUUUAACAAGGUACUGUUGCUGAGAGUUGUAGCAGCACAGCCUUCUGUGUUUCAAAUUUUUUAUUUCACCUCUGCUGAAGAAAAUUGUCAGUUUUACUAAAAACUGUGUUUAUUAAAUAAUUCUGAAAUAUUAAUUCAUUUUCAGCUUCUUGACAUGUGUGAAACACUGUGCUUAUAAAAUCUGCCAUUGGUCAUGAUGCAGCACUUGUUGCAUGGAGUGGAGGUGGGAUGGUGGGGUUAUAGUGAAGACAACUACAUCUGAUUUGAAUUAUUUGUCAGAUAGUAUAUUUUAGUAGGUCUAUUAUUAUUCUGAAACAUAGAAAAACAAACAAUGCAUUUGAUAAUGAUACAAUACUAUCAGGAAACAUAAAAAUUCUCAGCAUGGGGUAAAAUUGCUGUGAAAUAAAACUACAGGAUGAUGUAUAUUUUUUUCUUUAAACUUUGAGACAGCAUAUCUCUUAUCAGUGCAUCCAAGCAAAUUUGUGUAAUUGAGCAUCGUAGAGCAUCCCGAUUGUUAAGAAAAGAACACUAGAAGCCUUAUCAAGCACAGUUUACCACUGGAAUCAAUAUAUGAAGUUUUUCUGUGAUCUGCUGUCAGCUUGUUAGAUUUUUUCUAUCUUGUUCGUAGCCUGUGACGCUCAGGUGUUCGUACAUCAGUCACGGCAGUCUAGUGGUUAGGGGGCUUGAUCCAUCACUGAGAGGUCCCAGGUUCAAUUCUAUGAUAUAAUAUCACUGCAUUUUUAGUAAUGAGAAUUCUCUCAUCUGUAUAUAUGAUGAAGACUUUGUGAUAAAAUGGUUUCGUUUGGUUGUAUACUGUUUAAUGUCCCUCUUGAGAAAAUUUUUCACUCAUAUGGAGAGGUCACCAUUACUGGUGAAGGGCUGCAAAAUUUAGGCCUAUGCUCGGCACUUAUGGCCUUUGAACAGGGAGGGAUCUUUAUCGUGCCACACAUGCUGUGACACGGGACCUCGGUUUUUGCGUUCUUAUCCAAAGAACCACCCCAUUUAGUUGCCUCUUAUUACAAGCAAGGGGUACUAAGGACCUUUUCUAACCUGAAUCCCUAUGGGACUUGAGAUGAUGGAAGAAGAAAGACAUAGUCUUGUGAUAGAAUUGCUUGAUCAUUUGUUGAUUUAAAUAAAUAUGCAAGUGAUAUAACAUCCCAAUGGCAAUAAUAAUCCAUGUAACAAUUUAAACUUUUAUGCAUCAUAGAAUUCAAGCAGAUCUAGAGGGGUGGUGCUGGUGGUGGCAGUUUCCCUUUGGUGAAGGGAAUGUGUAGAUUGCAACAUUAUUUGGAAUGCAUUUCUGUCUUUGGUUGAAAAUAAUUACCAAAUGAAGAAAAUGUGAUUUUGGGGGUUACAAUCCCAUUUUUGAGCAUUAUAUAAUUGUAUCAUCUUGGGUCCCAUCUUCACAAGUCAAGGUUAUCUUACGUACUCUCCACUCUUUGUGUGGAGAGCACGUAAUCACAAAACCUUGACUUUUGAGGAUCGAUGCUUGGAUCCUCUCUUUGAAAAAAAGUUCUGAAUCCUUCCCUCAAGUUAUUCAAUCAUUUAGAAUGUUCAUGAACUCUGGAAAUUCUUUUUUUUUUUCAACUAAUGGAAUGAGUCUAUAUGGCAGAGAUACAGGAUUUUACAGUUUAAGUAAAUGCUAAGUUGAUGAAAUACAAAGAAAAGAGGAAGGUUUCAGAAUAAUUCAGUUAAAGGCCUCUGAUAUUGCCCCAGGCCUCAUUACGACAGGCCAGUAUUGGGAGUAGUGAUUAGAACUUAGCCCUGAUUGCGUGUAACUAAGUAGAAGGUCUUUUCUGUGCCAUGAAUAACUGAUCAGAAUUCAGAUUAAAGAAGUCCUGAUUGAGUAGUCAAGAAUUACCCAAGAUAUUUUGGCUUCAUCUGCCAAAUUUUUUAGCUGAAGCUUCAGAAAAUUUGAUUAAGAAUCAGGGUGAAUGUGUGUUGCUUAACUGCGUGGCUUUAUUUGAAGCUUGGUGGUCAAUUAUUGUACGCAUCAUGUUAUAUUUAUGUCAAAGUGCUAGAAUUCACACAAAAUUAAAAGAAAAAUGUUUGAAUGUUAAAAAUUGGUUUAUUUUGAGUGUUCAAUGUUAUUUUAUUUGAAUUCCAUAUGUUGUAUGUAUUUUUUUUUAUACAGUGCUUGUAUUUGGUUGUGAAAAUAUACAGACAAAAGUGAAAAAAUACAAGGUUGAAUUUGACAAUGUGAUAGCAAUUUCAAGCAAAAGUGAAGAAAGUAAUGCCUUGUGCAGUUAUAUCCAAAUUUUAACAUUCCAGUCACCGGGGAGAAGUUAGUAUUGAUCAUUUAUAAUGGACUUGGGUCUACUGUACCCCCAGAGCUAUAAGGCUGAAUGUCUUAAUCUAAUGAGGACGUGCUGUUAGGAACCUUGGGGUUUUAUCAGUCACACAAUGUAGCUAAAAGUGUACAGGCUUUUGGAAACAGGAAUUACCAACCAAUUAUAAACAUGCUGGAAAGGCUUAGGAAGUGGUUGAACCUCAGACCAAAAAUAGCAAACUCUGGUUAAGUCACUGUGCAUGGCAAAACCAUUAUCAAAGUUCCCAAUCAUAAACAUAGUGACAAUUAAUAAAAGAUUAAGCCCUAAUCAUGUCAAUUUUGGACAACAUGCACUCAGUGAAUCAGUGUCUCCAUGCCUUUUUUUUUUUGCAUAAUGUGUUCCCAAACAACAUAACUCAGUGAUUCACCAAUUUUCAUGUGUUCCCAAGAUUCCUAAAAGUGCAUGGACAUUUUUUCGCACAUUGGUUUUCGUAAUGUACACUCAACAUGCAUAUGUCAGUUUGUUUUCCUACAUGGUCCCUGCCUAUACAUAAAAUAGCAGCAUUUAUCAUUUGCAUGUACAUUUGCAAUAACAGAUUUUAAGUCACAGCAAGCUACCAUAUAUUCAUACUUGUCACCAGUUCACUACCUGAGGAGAGCAGCCAUUGACUGAAUAUUGUUUGUUUGUUUACUUUUACACCCUUUGAAGAAUAUUUGAAUCAUACUGAGACAUCUCCAGCUAUAGGUGAUGCAUACCACAGAUUUAGACCUGAAUGCUUAGCACUCAAGGCUGUAGCAGUGGGGGUUCUUUAGCAUGCCAAUGCCUGCUGCAAUAUGGGACCUUCAUUUUUAAGGUAAUAUUUGAAAAACCCAUGAUUCUCACUUCUGAAUACCGAGCAUUUGGCGAAGAAGCAAUCACAACCUAUGUUUACGUCUUGGCUUUCAUGUUGCCGUAUGGCACAAGCAGGGCUCAAACUCAUGACCUGAUGGUUAAGAAGAAAGUUAACACUCCAUCACUAAGCUACCUCAACUGCAUGGUGACCUGCAUUGUUCAUUAUAUCCAAAUUUCAAUAUUAUAACCAAUAAUGAACCAUAUGAAUAAUGUUAUUGGUUAUUUAUCUUUACUUCAAUAUAACAGAUACUUCAAUAUAAGCAACUUCGAUAUAACAGUUCAAUAUAAGAUACUUCAAUAUAACAGAUGGUUCAGUAUAACAGAUAUUUCAAUAUAACAGAUAGUUCAAUAUAAGUGACUUCAAUAUAACAGAUAGUUCAAUAUAAGUGACUUCAAUAUAACAGAUAGUUUAAUAUAAGUGACUUCAAUAAAACAAAUAGUUCAAUAUAAGCGCAUGACUUCAAUAUAACAGAUAGUUCAAUAUAAGUGACUUCAAUGUAAUAAAUAGUUCAAUAUAAGCGCAUGCCUUCAAUAUAACAGAUAGUUCAAUAUAAGUGACUUCAAUGUAAUAAAUAGUUCAAUAUAAGCGCAUGCCUUCAAUAUAACAGAUAGUUCAAUAUAAUUGACUUCAAUAUAACAGAUAGUUCAAUAUAAGUGACUUCAAUAUAACAGAUAGUUCAAUAUAAGUGACUUCAAUAAAACAAAUAGUUCAAUAUAAGCGCAUGACUUCAAUAUAACAGAUAGUUCAAUAUAAUUGACUUCAAUAUAACAAAUAGUUCAAUAUAAGUGACUUCGCGAAUUCAAUAUAAUAAAUAGUUCAAUAUAAGCGCAUGACUUCAAUAUAACAGAUAGUUCAAUAUAAUUGACUUCAAUAUAACAAAUAGUUCAAUAUAUAACAGACAGUUCAAUAUAACAGAUGAGCAACUUCAGUAUAACAUAUAAUUCAAUAUAAGCGACUUCAAUACAACAGAUAGUUCAAUAUUAGUUCUUUCAAUAUAACAAAUAGUUCAAUAUAAGCAACUUCUAUAUAAGUGGAGUGGACUGUAAUUGUAAUCAAAGUACAGGAAGUAGAACCCAGAACUGUUUACUUGUACAGAUUGUCCAUAUUUUCCAUGGAUUUUAAAGUCAAAAUACGCUCUAUGGAUUCACGUUAAGAAUUUACGAUUUUCCACGAAUCUGGAAAAAAUCAGUUUCCGAUCGGUAUGAUGAAAAAAAACACCUUGUCAAUUGAAUUAAACUGGUUCCCCGCUGAUUAGUCCGAGGAGAGAAGCGAGGUCAAUAGGGAACCAGUUUAGUCAAUUAAAGUUGCCAUUGUUAAAAGCGCUCCAUUGAUACUGAUUUAUGUCAAACUUUUAAAAAAGCAUGGAUGGCGAAUGUCAGAUUGACGAGAAUGCAAACAAAACAUCCAAACCCAUUCAGAGGUUCAAAACAAGAAAACAAUAUGCCCUAAUUUUAAGGACUCAUACAGAGUGCUUUGGCCAUGCCUCCAACAAUUGAAGAAAGAUCACAUGGUGUUUUGUAGUGUGUGCAACAUGACUUCAGCUGCGGUCACGGAAGCAUAAAUGACUGCUACAGACACGUUCAGUGUAAACAACAAAAGUACCUAUCGAAGCUGAAAGUGUCUAAUAAGUCAAUGACAAUAUUCAUGGAUAUUUCUAACUUUAAUUCAAUAUGGAGUAUUUAUUUUCGUUCCAUAUUUUAUCAAGUUCAAAUUGUUUUGAAAUUAAGGGAUAAAUAGUAUGGAUGUAGGGAAUAUAAUUUAAACAAAAUUUAUUGAACAAAGAGCAAGGUCAAAAUUAUUACAACCGGCAACCUUCUACAAGGAGAUAACCUCGUGGACUCUAUAAAAAAUUAUUUUAUCAAAAUGCUGUGGUAUUUUAUAAAAUAUGACAGAUUUAAAGAAUGAUGGAAAACCAUGAUAAUUACACAUUGCAAAAUACAAAAGCAACAGUAAACAGCAACAUCCUAUUUAUAUAUACAAGGAGUUGUUCAUAUAAAAAAAGGGUUUAACAACCCGUGUAGCAUUUUUUGCUAUAUAUAUUCAACUUUUAUACUGACAAAGUGCUCAAAAUACUGACAACUUGGUUCUAGAAUACUGACAUCAGUUGGACGGGGUAAACAGGUCUGAGAACCUUUAUAAAAAUUUAAAGGAUUUUUUUUUUAUUAUUUAUCAAAGCAAUUCUGCUGUAUUUAAAAAAAAAAAAUAAUUUUGAUUUAUUUUCACUAAAUUUGUGCAUGUAAUGUUAACAUUGGUUCAUUAAACUGUAUUUACUAUAUGUAGAGACUUGGAUAUGCAAGUUAGAAUAAUGAUGGCCUGUUCAUGAUACUCAUAUUUAUAGAGAUACAAUGAAUUGGGAAAAAAACCCAUAUCUCUGUUUCAUAUAACACUGUUCACAUUUAAGGAAACUAAUCCUUCUGUAUUGGAAUUGAGUUUUAAACAUAGAAUUAUGUGUUUUAGUGGACAUUAUGCAUCAAAGAAGGGUGAAGAUGUAAGGCAGUCCACACAAAAGUCCCUUGCAAUAUAUUCAUGCGCACUGUACCCAAUGGCUUUAAAAAUUGAACUAAUAUAAGUUUUAACUUCCAAAAAUUAUCAUAAUGUGCUGUUUAAAUUUUUGGGCGUUACUUGGUAUCAAAGUUUCCAGUAUGGCAUCCUUUAAGUGUGUGAAAUUGCAUUAGCAAUUGACUGCAUGAGCAUUUGAAAAGACAAUUGCAUUAUUGAUUGAUAAACUAAUGUACAAAAAUCAAAUAGAUUGUUUAAUAUAAUCCAGAUAAAUAGCAAAAUGAGUUGAAGACCAUUUUUUGUAGAAUUAGAAAUAGCAUUCUUUUAUGCUGCUAUAAUUUGAUUAGUUGUCACUUAUAUAUGCAUAAUAAUUGUGCCAAAUGAUAGAUCUUACAUGAAAGAAGAAAGUAGGUUUUUUCAUGAUUUAAUUGCAGCAUAUUUUCAAAAAGUUCAUAGAAUCGAGAACAUGAUGCAAUCUUGCAGUAGAGCUACCCAAGAAAUACAUUUUGUCAGAAAUUAUUACACCCAUUAUUCUAAAGUAAUUAGGUCAAAGGUAGCUGUAGAACUGUAGCUCUCUGGGGGAAAAAUAAAAAUGUAUACCAGAGAGCUACAGGUCCAUCCCUGUAAAAUAUCCUUUUGCAUGCAGCUAGGUCAAGGUCAUAUUACAUUCAGCACUCAGUAUUGGCACACGGUAACCAGUUUUAAUCGAAGAACUGUGUCAGAUUUUUUAGUUCAUGACUUAAAAACCAAAAAAUGAUAAUUGUUAUAGAGACAAUUUUGUAGCUGCAUCCGCUGUAAGUGAGAUACAUUAAACAGCUACAGUCACGUAAUGAUUCACCACUAGGAGCAGUUACAAAGUAAGUGGCUAUUUUAAAUUAUGUGGCAAUUAAUCUAAAGCAGCCAUCUCACAGCAAGUGAGAAAUUAAUGAUACACUUGUCACUUGUUAGAUUGCCUCUGUUGUUUGUGAUUUCUUGUGCUAAAUGGAAUAUGCCAAGUGAUCAGUGUGAAGUCAAUCUCCAAUCUGUCAUGUCAAAUUUGAUACUGUCUGAGGCUAAUUCCCCAGGGAAUUAUUCCAUUAUCAAUACACACCAUCCAUCGGCAUCUCAGCUGCACCAGUGUACGUAUUCUACUACAAUCACAAUCAUUUUAUAAGAAGUUUUUUCCUUAUUAAUUCACACUCCAAUUAGCCACAGUUCAUUCAGUUUAUUUAUUAUUAGUUUUUUGGUUUGACAUUUAUAUACCCUCUACCCAUUACCAGAACUACUGAAAUGUGAUAUUUUCGCUAUAACAAUAGAAGAUGUCAUAAAAAUGAAUUAUUAAACUUCAGUGUUGUUGAUUCUUGGUUUUCAUUAGAGGUUACUUGACAGAGGUUCUGUUUGAUGCUUUCCACUCUUGAGUUUAAUUGAUUCUGGGGCAUGUUACUUCAUGAAUUAGGUUUGGAUUGACGCAACAUCAGAUGAUACCAGCUAGUUGUUAAAAUAUUAUCAGCCCACGGGAAGUGUUUGAGUUUUUUGCAAGAAACAAUUACAGGAUAUUAUUGUUUGUCAAUAUUCAAGCAUUGGAGCAGAAACCAGUUUGUUCUGACAUUUACUCGCAGGGCACCAUUAUGAUGUCAUAAUUACAAAACAAAUGAUUAUGUGAGGGAGUUUGCUAUUUGCAAGUUAGGAUACAUUUUCCGUUUCAACAUAACUUUUGUAUGGAUGCGUUGCGGAUUGAUUAAUUAUGAGCUGUGAGUGCUAAUACAGAAUUUUAUGUUGCAAUUACUGGCAAAAGGAUUUAUUUUUAUAAUGUGUAUUAAGUUAUGAUAAUGGGAUAAUAAUAUUUUAAGAACUGACAAAAAAAGAAAAAGAAGAAGAUUGUAUCUCAUGCAGUGAUCUCAGAGUAUAGUCAUUUGAUCUUGGAACUAUGCUUUGGAUUUAGUAAUAUUCAGAGGAUUUCUGCCUUUAGUAAGCCUCAAUAUCGGAGCAGCUCGGAAGAAUAUACAACACAUUGGAAACGCAAAAGUGAUUGGCAAUAUAUGUGCAAUUGUUUGGAUGUGAUUGAGAAUGGGGAAGAAAGGAAUUGUUUUUUCCUGAUAUAUAUCUGGAGUAAUGAAAAAUUGUAGAUGUUGCAGUCCCCUAUUGUUGAAUUUAGUAUCAUAUGGGAUAGUUUGUUAUGAUUUGUAGUUGUGUUGUGGAACAAUGAAAGACGUUUAUGGGAUUCCUGAAACUUUGCUUGAGGAGAGCAAUAUUAAUACCGUAAGCUAAUGGAUGUUGAGGUUAGAAUUAUACAUUGGGAUUAUGGGGCCUCUGGUCGAAUGAUCGUCACGGUACUUUCUCUAAGAAUAAUGAAUUUGAUUCUGGCCAUAUUUGCAUUUGCCACAACCACAAGUGUAAGCACAUAUCUUCAGGUGACAGCCACAGCAUGUCCUCCAAAUCAAACCGCUGUCCUCGAGAAAGUUGCCAUUGGUUACCCGUUUGACAUUGAGAAUGCAUUUUUCACAGCACCUUUCUGCAACAGAAGUUCUCCAACAACUAUAUAUUUGCUUAAGGGAUCCAAAUCCUCAGCGGAGUUCUACGUCUUCUUUGGAGUGAUGGUGUUUCUCUACUGUAUGGCUGCCCUAAUUGUGUACCUGUUUUUUGAGGAAUUGUACCGUAGGAGCAACUUAUGGGCUAUUGUGGACUUCGUCAUCUCAGCAGUGAUCACUCUUCUUUGGUUGAUUUCUUCGGCGGCCUGGGCCCAGGGCCUUGUGGAUCUUAAGUACUUCACAGACUUCAAAGAAUGUGGAUUGUUUGGUAGAAUUCCAGAAUGUAAGACCGUAAACUGUGUGCAGGUGGACUUCCCUAAAUUUGGAAGCCUUAAUGCCUCUGUGUUGUUAUCCAAGUCCUCUGAGACCCUUCCUCUCUGGAUACAUAAAUCCAUGGAUAAAUAUAUUUGGGUUCCUGAACAUGGUUGUUUGGGGUGGCAACCUUUGGUUCCUGUUCAAGGAAACUCCAUGGUUCAAAGGCAGAUCUGACCAAAGCCCGGAACUUGGUUCCCCCCAACAAGACUCUCAGAGAAUAUAGACUAGUAGAUAAUGUAACCACAGACAUGAAUCAAGAAAGUGCAAAAUUGUAUACUAGGUGGUUUUUUUCCUUUGUUAGGAUGUAAUUGGAGUGCUAAAAAGUUUUUUUUUUUUUUUUUAUUUUGUUUGUGUGUGUAACUUUACGAAACAUUGUGGAAUAGGGUAGUUAUAUUUCAGUGAGUGUUUGGUAAACCAUUUUGAUAUUGGAAGUCUGAAAUACAUUUUGAGGUAUGAGGGAAUUUAAUUAUAAAAUCUCACUGCAUAUUUUACCAACAUCAGCUACAAUUGUUUAUUAAUUUAUAGGUGGAGGGGGGGGGGGGGGGCAACAUUUUCAUAACAUUUUUUAUAGACUAUAUAAUAGUACUUUGUAAUUUUUAUUAUUAGUAUAAAAAGUAAAACUUCAUAUAAUUUUUAACAUCAACUUAUUGCUCUGCAAAAUUACUGCAAAGCUGGGAUGAUGAAUUCUGUCAUAGGAGACUAGCUUGUCAGUGAUGAAACAGCCAUUUAUUUAUUCUCUGUUAAAGGGCAAACAAACACCAUGAGCAAGACAGUUUGCAAUCGCUAGUUAGUCAAAUUUGCUUUUCAGAGUUAUAAAAACUGAAAACUGGUACACGUAUAUGCCAAAAUCAAACAUGUAAUCGUGAGCCAAGGGAAAUUACUGUGAAAUGAUUAUAUUAUGAUAAUAAUAAUAAUAAUGAUAUAAGGGAAACUACUGUGUAAUUAUUAUAUUUGGUAGAGUACUCUUUUAAGCACCUUUGGCAGUGGAGACUUUGUGCUAAAUCACGUAGAUCCUAAAAUGUCUAUUGUUACUGAUUAACUUUUGUUUACAUGUAGUUGCAAGAACAUUACAUGAAGUCCAAGGUAAACAAACGAAAAACUUAAUUUCCGCUUAAUAUCGAACUUGCCAAAUAUAAGACAUUUACAGUAAUCUGUACGAAAGACUACAUAGGUAUCCAUUAAUUAUGAAAUCCUAAGAAGUGAAAUCCAGGAUAUGUAAACAGAGGAAGACUGAAAAUCAAGAGCACAAUUAUCACUGGAGCUUUAUUAAGAACAUUACAAGAGUGACUUGUCAGCCAUAUUUUGUUUGGUUGGACUGCUUAAUAAAUAAAAGUGCCAUGAAUGUUUUAAACACAAAGCCUAUAGUUGAGGGUACUAACCAGUAAAUUUAUGUGACAUCUUUUUUUUUUAAGAAGGUUUUUUUUGGAGAAGGCUUAUGUUUAACUCUUUUAAAAUGAUGUUUGAACAAGGGUGGAGUUGACACCAAUGUUUUGCAUUAAAUGUAAGAUCUGUGUAGAGAUCUGACUGUGUGUGACACUCUCCAUAUCGUACUAUAUGUAUGUAUCCAUUUACUAUGCGUGAAACAAGUGUUUGAUUUUUUUGUUUUCUUUGAUGUAUGCAGCUGCUAGGUAUAUAUUCACUUCAUGUAAAUAAUUACAUUAAAGUUGUUAUGAUGUAUAUUUACAUUUAUACCAUUAUUUUAUCAGUUUUGUAUGAUUUAGGAUUUAAAUUAUGUUCCUAUAACUUGUUGAUGCUGUUUCAUUGUUUCUCUUUAAUAUAUAAAUCUUCUAUGGAAGAAAUCAAAAAGUUACAAAUGGCAUAAAGAUAAUUGUACAACACAUUGUCAUGAAAUUUAGGGACAUGUGAGUGGGUUCUCCCUCUUCUCGUGGACUAAUGAACAACUAAAGCUAUCUUGGGUAAUCUCCCUUUUUUCUGAUGUUUAUAUUCAGUUUCCAGUUGAAUUUCACAUGAUUUGAUGCCAUGUUUGUGAAUGUUUCAGUUUAUAUGUGAUACAUUGAUUUGAUUUGAUAAAAACUACACAUUGAUACCUGUAAAUCAAGACAUUCCAUCAGUGACUUUGUUAGUUUUGUGUGAUUAGGUAGUCAAUAUAUAUUUGUAUUUCUAAAAGGAAACUUCUGUCCAUAGGUUUUUCGCUUAGAGAGAAAAGACUGUUUGUGAAACAGGGAAAACAAAUACUUAGUUUCAUCAAUUUUUUUUUUAUUUUUGACUCAGAAAUGCAGCUAUUUGAACAAAUCAUGGAGUCCUAUCUCACUGACUGAUGUAAAUGGAUUGCAUCAGUUCAUUGAUGUACUUGUGUAUUUCAGAACGAAUUGUAGCUGGUAUUUUGUUACUUUAACUCUUUAUUUAUUUGUACAGCUUUAUUAAAGUGGAUAUGGCUAAUAAAAUCUUAGGUAGAUCA
This is a messenger RNA of Ostrea edulis (European flat oyster), 11065 nucleotides long. Its product is annotated as synaptophysin-like. The record is from RefSeq and is a predicted model, not a curated record. NCBI's taxonomy places the organism in Eukaryota, Metazoa, Mollusca, Bivalvia, Ostreida, Ostreidae. Gene Ontology annotation, cellular component: synaptic vesicle; synaptic vesicle membrane. The transcript has 6 exons. The coding region runs from base 8071 to 8820 and encodes 249 amino acids.